Punica granatum (pomegranate) is the source of this 2900-nucleotide messenger RNA. The record is from RefSeq and is a predicted model, not a curated record. Lineage: Eukaryota; Viridiplantae; Streptophyta; Magnoliopsida; Myrtales; Lythraceae.
UCGGACAUUUCCUGCACGAUUGAAAAUUGUAAACCCUCGCCGACGGCGGAGCUCAGCCCCGACAGAGACAGAGACCGCGGCCAUGUCGGGCUUCUCAUUCGGAUCCUCGGCCGCCUCCGCUCCGUCCUUCUCAUUCGGAUCCUCCCCUUCCCCUUUCGGAUCCUCUGCCCAUUCCGCCUCCGCCGGUUUCUCCUCCAGCUCCUCCCCAAACCCUAGCUCCUCCUCCGCCGGUUUCCCCUUCAACCCCUCUGCCUCCUCCUCUUCUCCCUCCCCCUUGGCCGCCCUCAAUCCCGCCACCACCUCCUCCUCCACCGCCGCCCCUUCCUCUCCUUUCGGCUUCGGCUCCGCCUCCACUGCCCCAGCCUCCGUCCCUUCAUUUCCAUUCGGCUUUGGCUCCUCUGCUUCCAGCACCGGCUCCUCAUUGUUUGGCACUCCAUCGUCUGCGGCCAGCUCCGGCUCGUUGCUGUUCAACGCUGCGUCAUCAGCCGCCACCUCUGGCCCAUCGCUGUCCAGCGCCGCAUCAUCUGCCGCCAGUUCUGCCUCAUCCACGUUCGGGUCGGCUCCAUCCACUAUGAGCUCUCCCUCUCCGUUGUUUGGCGCACCGGCUGCGGCUGCUGCUCCGUCCUCUUUCGGGACUCCGUCCUCAGUUGCGGCAGUCUCGGGCCCGUCCUUGUUUGGGGCUGCUUCAUCAGCAGCUAGCUCUGCUUCCUCCCUGUUUGGCGCGGCUACCUCUGUUUCUACUCCGUUCGGUACAGCUUUGGGUUCCAGCUCGCCCUUGUUUGGGAUGGGAUCGUCCACCGCUAGCACCACCUCUUCCCUUCUUGGGAUGCCGUCGUCUACUGCUUCUGGACCAUCUCCGUUUGGUGCACCUGCUUCCGCUUCCGCUGCCAGCUCGGGCUCACUUUUUGGAGCAGCGGCAGCUCCGUCCACUGGCAGUUCAGGGCUGUUCGGGGCAACUAUAGCCGCCGCCACCACCACCACCACUGCUGCUCCUUCUACACUGUUCAGAACAGCUUCAUCUUCAGCUCCAGCUACUGCCGCUGCUGCAACCCCUUCGUUCGGAAAUUUGUUCUCAUCGAGUUCGAGUGCUACAUCAUCGUCUUUCUCUGCUUCUACUGGAUUUUCUUUCACAAAGCCCACUGCUUCGAUCACAACUUCUGCAUCAACCGCUGCCCCUACAACAGCAACAACUUCAACUACCAGUCCGAGCUUCUCUUUCGCUCCUGCUUCAUCACCUUCGCAAGCUUCUUUUGGGUUCAGCAUUGCAGCGACCUCAGCACCUGCCACAGCUGCCUCCACAGCCCCAGCCACAAAAUCCACAUCUUUCUCAUUUGCUUCUUCCCCUGCCCCCAUCUUCUCAACGGUUACUACCACCACGAGUGCAUCAACACCAGCAGCUGGUAGCUCUGCUUCGGCCGCAACGUUUCCAUCAUUGGUAGCGAGUUCGUCAUCAGCAGCCACGACUUCAGCAGCUUCAGCUGCUACUACUGGUUCAUUUACCGGUUUUGGUGUGGUUUCCACUACUGCUUCUUCGGGGACCACCAGCUCUGUUCCAAGCUUCUCUUUGUCAACUAAGGUUACAACUCCGGCUUCGUCACAUGCCCCCUCGACCAGUCCUGCCCCUGCAUUUGGCAUUACUUCUACUACUGCUGCCACAACCACUGUUACCUCUACCAGUACAGCUGCUAGCCAGGCACCAUCAGCUCUUGUUGCUGCUUCCAGUAGUGGGGCAACUUCAAGUGUAAGCACACCUUCUGCUGCACCAAGAAUGCCAUCUGAAAUCACUGGGAAGAUAGUUGAGGAGAUCAUUAAGGAGUGGAACGCUGAACUGCAAGAGCGAACAGGGAAAUUUCGGAAGCAAGCCAGUGCAAUAGCUGAAUGGGAUAAGAGGAUUUUGCAAAAUCGUGAUGUUCUUCUUAGGCUUGAGAUUGAAGUAGCAAAAGUGGUUGAGACGCAAGCUAGUUUGGAGAGACAGCUGGAACUAAUUGAAACUCAUCAGCAAGAGGUUGACAAGGCUUUGCAGAGCAUUGAAGAAGAAGCUGAGCGCAUUUAUAAGGACGAACGUGCAAUACUUCUUGAUGAUGAAGCUGCAUCUACAAGAGAUGCAAUGUAUGAGCAAGCUGAGUUUAUAGAGAGGGAGCUGGAGCAAAUGACCGAACAGAUCAAAUCAAUCAUUCAGAACCUAAACUCCAACCAGGGUGGAGAGCUUGCGGCGGUUGAUGGGAUGACACCAUUGGAUGUUGUUGUCCGGAUAUUGAAUAAUCAGCUGAGCUCCCUAAUGUGGAUUGAUGAGAAGGCUGAGGAGUUCUCCUCCCGUAUCCAGAAGCUCGCUGGGCAAGGCUCUGCUGCUGAACACGAACUAAUGGGUCCGAAAUUCUGGUUGUCCUGAGUUAAGAUACUGUGUUCCGGUCCUUGCAUUAUUUUACAGCACAUCAGAUCUAGCCAAUGCAGAGAAAACCCUGCCACUGUUCUUUCGACUCUUGUCGCUAUAACUUGAAAUUAGAAGCUUGAUUUUGCUCUCAGCGAUGAUUCAGAGCUCUUGGGAAAUGUUUCAACGUUGCAAACUUGUAGUUUACAAAGCUGUGCAGAGUAGCGACCUUUUGGAAAUGUUGUAUCCAUUCUUAUCUCCCCCUCGCUGAACUUGUGGAUAUGGGGAUUGAGCAAUUCGAUUUUCCAGUAUAGGUAUGCAGUGUAUGGGACUUUUGAAACUGAAGCUUGUCGUGUUAUCGGAUGCUGUCUUGUAGUUAUUAGAGAAAGUGCUAGUAGUUUCUGUGCCCAAGAAUUAGAUGGUGGUUCUGGUUCCAGCUCUUGUCGCGUAAAGCAUUCGGGUUUUGAUGUGCAACGAACCUAAGAUUGCCUUUUCCUUCCUAGUAUUAAGAAAAUGUGCUAUUAUUUCUUAA